AUGCAACUGUCGCCGGCUGUUACGACCCUGAGCCGUUGUUUCUGUUCUUCAGACGUCGGCAUUCAGGAGUGUCGCACAACUUUGUAUUGUUCCUGUCCUGCGGUGAUGAUAUGGAAUUUGUCAUCGUCACCCGACGCCGGCCUUCGAAUCGGGUUGUUCUCGCCCGUCGACCGAAGCGAAGGUCUCCCUAUCAAAUAGUUGUCCUCCCGGCGGACUUCCCCGUGCGCGUUGCGAUGGUCACGGCGGAUUGAAUCGUCCUGGUUUUUUUACUUUCCAGAGCCGACAUGAUCCUUCCCCAAUACACUCCAAGAGAGAGAGAGAGAGAGAGGAUGGGCACGCGACUUUUUGAUGAAAAUUUUAACGGAUUGAUAAUUUUAAUUUAUGACGGAGUGCGACUCUUUCUCUAAUUCUUUUAUCCGCUACUUUCGCAAAAAAAUGUCAUUUUGAAAACAAGGUCAGAAGCAUCCUCCUGCGGACUGCGCGCUCCCACCUCCCGCCAUGCUAUCGCUUCACCAAUGUUGCGGGAGCCGCCACUCCGCACCCGCCGCUCGCCGACGGCUGCUGGACAACCGGCGACGUCUGUGCCGCUGGGUAAGGGUUGGGGUUCUAUACGUGACCUUAAAUGAUGAUGCUCCACUCCGAUCCGAAUCCCUGAUCGGGGUUGCGUUUUCUUCAUCCCCGCCGACCAAAUUGGCAAGGUUUACCCCAAGAUGGGGGAGGACAUGCCAAUCUCGCUGCUGUCUUCCAGACUCCGGCUGCGGCCCAACGGUGGAGGAUACGGGAGCAGGGCUAGACCACAGCGGAAGGCACAGAGAGCCCAUGCGGCGGGUGUUGCUGGUGGAGAGAUACGAGAAUGGCGCCGCCAAGAGGUAGUAGUCCCCUCGGUGGCUAAUUGGUGAUGUAACUACGCGGAGUGCAGAGAGCAUGGGUCUUCAAUUCCUCUGUAGCUGUCAGUGACACAACGCUGGUAGCCUCGUAGGUAUACGUUGGACUGUGAUUCGCGUCUGCAUACUUCUUGGGCGACAGGUGGAUUCCCCGAGGAUACGAGAGAAGGACGAAGACCCUCUACGGAAUUGUCUUGGCUCCCGGACUCCCUCAGGAGCUUCAUCCUGCCUGAAGGGUUUCCUGGUGAGAACUCCUCAUCAUUUCUCUGGAGAAGCGGAAAUAUGAAGACAGCGCUGUCGAUGGUUUUCGCAUGAUUUAUAUCGUUAGAAUAAUUACCGCAGGAUGCAGACCAUUUUCGGAAACGCAACAUUUUCGGCAUCCAUCUCUAUUUUUGUCGGUUAAUGCUGUUUCCACGUUUGAAAGUGCAAAUGGACUUUUGGUCAUGCCUCCCAUUUUGGUGUAAACUUCAGGAUCGGUGUCGGAUGAUUACUUGGAGUAUAUGCUGUUGCAGUUCCCUACAAAUGUAACUGGAUGGGUUUGUCACACGUUGGUGACGUCCAGUCUACUUAAGGUACGCCAUUCUGCCGAGGAUUCUGGUCUAUCAAGUUUAAAUUAAUUUCUUGGUCCCUUUCCACGAGAAUAAGCAAGCAGGAGUUGAUAUCUCCGCAUUACAAAGCUUUCUAAACAAAAAAAAAAAUUCUUACCAUUUGAUUUCGGAGUAUUGAGUUGCCAAUUAAUCGAGGUUGGCUUUGUGAUGCGUAUUGUUAUCAUCACGAUUGUUGUCUUGAAUAAAAGAAUUACUAGCAGCAGAGCAUGAUAGUAUCGUGUUGCUUCAGACUGCGAGUAGAGUAAAGCACUAAUUUAUCAACUCAUCAGACCUGCAUUGCAAGAACGAAUUUUGGCAGGUUGAAAGUCAACUGAGCAUUUUAGGUAUAUGGUGUAUGCUAUUUAUAUAGUCUUUUGACAUAGCGAUGUCAGCUGAAGGCAUCUUUUGCUGUCCCAUGGAAGUAACUAGAACGUUAUUCUCUUCGAACUCAGAUCUUGAACUAAUGGCAGGCAUUUAUUCUUUUCGACUUAUUGUUGCUGUCCAUGAUUCUGGAGAUCAACAGGAUGUAGAUGCUUCGUAUGGGAUAGUCUUAUAUUUGUUUUAGCUGAAUCCAAUUUGUGAGAUCUUUAUCAAAAAUUGACUGCAAAAUGCUACCAGCCUUCAAAAAGGAAAAAAAAUGCGUUGAAGACCAAUUAUUCCAAAGGUUGUGUUUAUUUACUAUUUCAUUUAAGGGGACUCUGAACUUUAUUGUGGAACUCUUGAAUAGCAUUAAUCUGUACGAUUUCCAAUUUCUUUGCCAUUUAGAUUUUUUUUUUAAUUCAUCUUAAGAUAUAGCGCAUCUAAAAAACUUUUUAUUGAUCUUUAUGCAUGAUAACGUCACAGGCUGUGGGUGUCGGAUCCUUUUCUGGAUCAGCUGCUGCUGCUUCUGCCGCAGUAAUUAGGUGAUUUGCUAUUUUGCUGACUGGGAAGGGGAACAGGGAACUUUUUUUUCUUUUUUUUUGGUACUAUCGUUGCUCUAUUUUUAUGGUGACUAACCGCAGCUAAAAUUAUAAUCAUUUAUCUCUUAAUGUUUGUCAAUGCUUUUAAUUUUUUUCCUAUGAACUCUUUUCAGAUGGGUAUCAAAGGAUGGCCUUGGGGCUGUUGGGCGUCUAUUUGUUGGUCUGGAAUAUGUUCGUUAGUUCAUUCAAUGAUUAGUUUUCAAUUUCUAGUUUGUAACUACAAAACGCUUCCCAGGUGGACGUUUCGGGAAGAUUUUUGAUGAUGAUCCGAAGUUAUGGCGUAUGUAUGCUGAUUUUAUUGGCAGUGCUGGAAGGUCCGGCAUGCAACUUAUCAGGAAGCCAUACCUGUUUGCUCAAAAUUCUAUACUUUGUAUCUGAUUAAUCUUGUAUACAGCAUAUUUGACCUGUCUACACAACUUUGUCCAUCAUACUUUCUUCUACUUGCUUCCCUGGGAAAUCUUUCCAAGGUAUCUGGAGGCUGUCUUUUUUCUUUUAGUCGGCUUGUUGUUUUCACGGGUGAUUUCUGUAUGUCUGGAUCAUUACAGGCUGUAGCUAGAGGACUGAAAGAUCCGUCAUUUCGUGUGAUUCAAACUCAUUUUGCAAUUUCUGGUAACCUUGGAGAGAUUUCAGCAAAGGUAUGCAUAAUUAUGAUGCAUUCGAUUUUCGAUUUACUGAAAUGACCCAUCCAUCCAAUUCGCCUCAACACCUUUCCCCCCACCCUCUGCAUCUCUGGAGCCCAUGCCAUUGAAAGGAGGGAAAAAAAAUACAAAUCAUUUCAGCAUCAACAUUAGUUACAGAAUAAAAUAGGUGCCCACGAGCAGCAGGUGUGAUGCGUUUAUAAUGGAUGUGAAAUCGAGGAGGAAAUAGGAUUUCAUUUUCUCACUUUCUUCUCUCCUUUCUUCUUUGCUUUCUUUCGGCAAGGUGAAAGGGUCUUCGCCUGGAUUCUGAGAUUCCUAACUUGGGUGACCAGUUCAAGUUGGCCAACCUUUGGUUUCAUCGUAUUCACCUUGCGGGCAUAGACCUAGGUCAAACUCCUGAAUUCAGAAAUUACAUUAAAGGGUAAUCAUUUAAUGUAAUAUUACGUGUUUGAUCUUAGUUUUAAAUCUGAAGUCUUGUUCAAUUUUAAAUCAUUAAAGACUUUUCCAAAACCUCUGAGAAUUUUUAUUCUUCAGUGACAUUUCCUCGUAAACUUGCUGUUAAGUCUAUAAAAUAUUUGUCAUUUGGGUUAUAGUUCAACAGAGAGUUUAUUCUCUUUCUUAGGUCAAAGUGGUAUUGUCAUGUUUGAGAGAAAUUAUUCUUUUUCAUGCCAUUUAUCUACUGGGUUUAUUCCCUCUCCGCACACCCCCCUCCCCCAGGGCACCCAAACACAAACAGACGCCAUCCAGUAUGUAAUGCUACUACUUCAUUCCGUCCAUUCUUUAGGCUGUCUUGCGGCCUAGAUGCCAUAUCAAUGGUUUAUCCUGUAACAAAAGUUUUGUACUUGGAAAGAAGAUGCAUCAAAUAAAUAAUAUAUAAUUCUCGAUUGAAGAAUUGUUUUGACUUAUUCUCUACUUACGUUUGCCAUUGACUUACACAGUUAGUUUCUUUUUUUGCCUGCUGGUUCAUUCCUUACGGGGGCCUACAUCUUUAAAAUGUGCUAGGAAGAAGUAUGGGAGGUAGCAGCUCAGCUUCUUGGCCUUGGUAUAGGAAUAUUGAUCCUGGUAAUGUAUAUGAUAAGUUAUUGUUGAGGUAUCUUUGAACUGCCUCUCGAGUUAUAUCUCCUAUAUAUCUUGGGACAUCACAAAUGCUUAAAACCGAAAUGCAGGAUACAAGUCGGCUGCAAACAUCAUACUCUACGCUAGCAUUAACAUGGUUAAGCAUACGUUUGCUGCACCUUGUUUUACGCUAUCAGUCACUUUCUGCUCUCAGAUUUUCUACAGUAAGUAAUAUCGACUAUUUAAAGCAAUCCAAUCCAUUUAUUUGCUAUCUUUACUGAAGUUCUGUUGCAUUUCAGUCCUAGAUAAAAUGUGGAAGAUAAUGUAGGGUAUGCCUCUGUUUACAUUGUAUUCGUUUUAUUUAUCGGUAAAAAAAUGUAUUUAUCUAGUACUCAUACCUCAGGGUGAGAAAAUAAUUAUAUUUUAAAAAUUAACCAAAAAAAUCCCCUUCAAAUAUUUAAAUAAGAUUCUUUCGAAUUUUUUUCUAAACAAAAAUGAGCUUUCUGUUGCUUUCCAAAAAAGUAAUUAUGUCUAGGUAUGUACAUUGAUUCUUUGCCUCUCUUUUGGAUUGUCAUCGUCAUAAUUUUUAUUAUGACUGUUAAUAGCUUCAUCCUGUGCACGAUUUCUUGUUGAUAGGACUGGUGAACUUUUUCAAACUCCCGAUUACAUUGUAGAAGAAGACACUACGCAUUUCCUACUUUGAAACACUCCGUGAAUCUUAGAGAUAGUUAAAGAGGAAUAGUAAAGGUGUUUUUCAUAUUACGUAUCAGGCUCUCUGCCUUAUAGUCGUCUAAAGUUGUUCAGUUUUUCUAUUGAGGUCUGAUUGUCUUUCCUUUGCUUACAAACUCACAUGGUAGCGAAUGCUUUACUGUAAAACAUAUAGCUCUUCUCUCUUCUUACUCUUUGAUGGUAUUGAUUUGGUUUCUGGAAGUUGUCUUUUUUUUUUCACUUUAUAUCUUUCUCCUCUCUCUCUCUUCUCUCAUAAAAAAACGCUCUCACACUCACAUGACUUCCACACACAAUCUCACUUUCUCUGUUUGGUAGAUUAAUUUAAAGCGUGCACGGGUACUUGUGAAGUCACACGUUUCAAACAGAACAGUUCCUGGUACAACCACUAUUCAUAACAUCAUUUGAAAUAUUAUCCUCCUUCCACAUAUUUUAACAAUUAUUAUCUAUUGACACAGGUUCUGCGGUUUGCAACAGAGAAGAAGAUAUUUUGUCAUGGGAACGAUUUUUAAGACCGCGUAUUGUUUUUGGUGUAUCAUUCGAGCAAACAAUCAGUUGGGAUAAUUCAAGUCAGACGGUAUCCUUUGCUUCAACUGAAUCUUGGACUAGCUACAGUUUAUGAAUUUUUAGUAGCCACGAUAAUUCCUUUACAUGGUUCGCACUCCAGCUCACAUAUUCAUCUUGGUAUUGCCCUGCCCCAAUUUGCUUGCUUCUUCUAUAUACUCUGUUGCGAAAUGGUUUCAAGGAAAAUCACCUGCUGUCCUCCUCCCCAACCCCUCGUAAGACAGAGAUACAUGGAUUGUUCAAGUCAGUCCUAGGAUAGAUAUAGGCUGGAUAUGCCCUUGGUUUCUAAUGCUUUUGUCCUCAACAAACGACAAGUCUAAGGAGCACAAUUGAAAUUCUUCCAACUUAUUAAAUUCUUGAAUGGAAAUCGAUGUUAAGACCUGUGAGAGUCUCCUUCAGAGUGAUACCCGAUCAUGUGCUCAUUUUCAAACGUGUUUCCUGCAAGAGUUUGCAAAGUCUCUACUUGUGUUAGGUGUCACAGCGAUAGCAUCUUUCUAUGGUAGUGUUUUCCAUACGGUAUGCGUGCAGGUGGCAGAUAAUAGAAAUGGUGGUUUUUCCUCAUUCCUGGAUAAUAAAAGAUAUCAACGGCUUCUGUCAUUGUCAUUUUUUAUAAUGGUUUUUUAAAUCAAAAUGAAUUUUUUCGUUCAAAUUUGAACGAUAUUUUCAUUAUUUACUCUCCUUUUCCUCGUAAGAUUCACAUAAUGGCAAGUGGUAGGUCUUAAACCUUCAUGGUUGUAUUAACUGAAGUUAUAUUCUAGGUUGUAUUUGGGGGGAUUGUUUCCAUACUAUUAAAAUUGGAUUAUCUUAUUAACUGACGGACCUUCUUCCUGCCCGUUAAAUGAUGCACUGCCCUUUAAGAGGGUAUAGCUGAUGAAUGCCUAAAUUUGCAGCUCGCAGAACUAUGAUAUGUUUCUCUCUGAGAAAUGCAAAUGCUGGUUUUCUCUAGGCUCCUGAACCUUUUCUCAUGACCCAUAUGUAAUGUUGCUGAAUUUGCAUUAUUUGCCUAAAGUUUAUAUCUUGAUCGUCAAGAAAACUGUUUAGGAACCUUAUGUUUUGCCCUCGCAUAUCCCUGUUUCAUAUGUGAAUAUGGGCCGUAGAAAGUAACGAAAGGUACCGUAAAUUCCGCCAAUUGAAGUUUUCUAAAUGUGUUUCUGUAUGUUUGGGCGUAUUCUUGAAAUAAAUAGGUUGAAGCUGUUCUCAAACUGUAUUCCAAGGAGAGCUACAUUCUCUUUGUUAACAAUGAACAACCAGAACCAAAAUUUCUUGUCUGCUUGAAGGUUGACACCUGACCCUCUAUAUCUUCUGGUUAAGGACUAUGAUGUCCCCAAACUUUGACUGGAUUUUUAUCUCAAUGCCGAUCAUUGCAGAUAGGAGCAACAGGGUUGACACUCGUGAGAAGUUUAUGGCAGGCAUACUGGCUGGAUUCCAACUGGAAUAGUGGUUCAGAUUGCCUUUUGGGAAAGCUGGAGGAAAGCCUCGUGGAACUGGAAGCAGACUUUGAUGACUUUCUUAUGAAGAUGAAGAGAUCCGGAUGGGACGACGACGCCAUCAAUAUCAAGGUGCCCAAGGGGCCCCAGCUGGAAGAGGCAUCAGAGACACUUGAUUCGGGAUGGCGGUCAUAA
Messenger RNA from Spirodela intermedia, 7036 nucleotides. NCBI's taxonomy places the organism in Eukaryota, Viridiplantae, Streptophyta, Magnoliopsida, Alismatales, Araceae. The record is from the annotation of a GenBank genome assembly.